GCAUAGUUUUACGGGGUGUCGAAUAAAUUAGGCCUUUCCUCUUCCCCCCAUAUUCACCCUCACUGGUGUUCAGUCGGGUUUUGAGACUUGGCUCGAGGGUUUAUUUGCGAGGUUUCAUUCGCUUCGCUCCAAGAUAAUCGCCAAUUUUCUUUCCCAAAUGAGUCGCCAUCCGGAAGUUCUUUGGGCUCAGCGCUCUGACAAAGUUUACCUGACCAUUGCUCUUCCUGAUGCGAAAGAUAUUUCUGUGAAAUGUGAGCCUAAGGGGUUAUUUAGUUUCUCCGCGAAGGGUGUCCAAGGGGAAUCAUUUGACUUCAGUCUGGAACUUUAUGGAAAUAUAGCAGCAGAGGGCUGCAAAUCUAAAGCUGGGUUAAGGAACAUACUUUGCUCAAUCCAGAAGGAGCAGAAGGGUUGGUGGAAAAGACUAUUGAAGACAGAAGAAAAGCCUGCACCCUAUAUCAAGGUUGAUUGGAACAAAUGGUGUGAUGAGGAUGAUGAAGAGUCUACUGGUUCUGAUCUAGCCUCUGAUGACGACGUUCCGCACACUGGUGAAGAUGAUGGCAGUAGUGAUGAGGAAGGAAUGCUCUGUGAGUUUCAUAAUCGGUUCUUUUCAUUAAAAUUGUCAUAUCCAAUUGGCUUCUGGAUAGACAUGUCCUGUUUUCACAUCAUUCACACCAACAAGCACACAUGGUAUUGCAGUGUUCUGCCAAAGGUUUCUUCUUUGCCAAUCAACACCAUCUAAAAAUCCAGAGAGUUGUCCUUUGCUGUAAAAAAAUCUUCCUUUUUUUAGUUAUGAUUUUUUGUGUGAAUCAUUGAAUUUAUUUUCAUUUGUUACAAAUGUUUUCUUGGAGCGCCAUUGAAUGGGUUAAUAAAUUGUGUUACUAACAUACUCGGAUGUAAUGAUUUU
This is a messenger RNA of Rhododendron vialii, 904 nucleotides long. Its product is annotated as co-chaperone protein p23-2. Lineage: Eukaryota; Viridiplantae; Streptophyta; Magnoliopsida; Ericales; Ericaceae. The record is from RefSeq and is a predicted model, not a curated record. The transcript has 5 exons. Gene Ontology annotation, molecular function: Hsp90 protein binding; protein-folding chaperone binding. Bases 158 to 739 code for a protein of 193 amino acids. Gene Ontology annotation, cellular component: cytosol; nucleus. Gene Ontology annotation, biological process: chaperone-mediated protein complex assembly; protein folding.